AUGGAGAGACAAGAGUUUUUGGGUUCAUUAGAGCUGUUAGAUGGGCAUAAUACGACAGAAGUGUCUGCUUCUUUGGAAGUUCUCCAGGCGCCCUUAGUACACAGGAUCCCCAACCUGCACGACGAGCCCACCGAGCCUGAGGAGCAGGAAGAGCUCCAGGUAUCCGAGGAAGCCCUCGAGCAAAGCCAGCGAGACGAGGACAAAGAGAUCUCCGAGCCCCACAAACGCUAUAAGUCAUAUUCACUUUCUGACCCCCACAAACACUGUAAGCCCUAUGCUCCCCGUGCUCUCCAGGGGCUCCACGAACGCAACAAAUCCUACGAAUCCUGUGAAGUCUACGAAUCCUACGAAUCCUGUGUGCCCAGGGAGCCCCAUGAACCCCGUGAAUCCUGCGACCACUACGAGCCCUACGAUCCCUAUGAAGUCCAUGUGCCCCCCAAGCCUCAGGAGCCAAAUGCGCCCCGUGAACCACACAAGCUCCGCGCGAGGCGUAAACCCCGUAGGCCCCAAGCUCCCCGAGAGGCCCACAAGUCCCACGAAGCUGAGCUGCUUCCCAGCUCCGCCUUGAUGAUCUCUCCAUCUCUCGUGAUCAGAUUCCCGCCAUGGAUUCCCUGGUGUUCUCCGAAAGAUGCUGUUCCCCGUGAGUUUUUAAGGAAAUGUGUUUUUUCCAGGAAGAGAAUGCACGAUCUUUCUAAGCCUAAAAAACAAUGGGGAACCCCAGAUAGAAUACUAUUUUGGGGAAAUCAAGACCCUAUUCGCCCUGUUCGCCAUGGUGCUUUGAAGACUCAGAUUACCAAAAGACUUGAGAACCUUGCCUUGCCCAAGGAAGUCUCCUACAGAUAUAUACCCAACAGGUUAGUAUUGGUUCAAUAUUACUAUAGCUGCGGUAGAGAAUCUGUAAUCUGGGAUAUACCUCCUCCUGUGCUGUUAAGUAAACCUUCCAAAAGGAUCCAGAAGCUAGCACAGCCCAACAGAUUCAAGAUAAUGCAUCUAACAGAUAGGUCAUUCACUGAUUACAUAACAAAAGAGCCUGUUCACCUCUCUGGUCCUUCUCCCAGGAUAAUUCGACUCUCAAUAGCCAAAUCCAUACAUCCAAACUAUGUUCCUCCAAAAGGCAGUGAAAACAGGAUUUCAAUCUCUGCCCUGAAUGCUGUUGCAAGUCCAAGAAUUGUAGACCUUGCCCAUCCAAGGAUCAAGAUAGAGGGUUUGUGCUAUCCAAGACAAAGAAGUGAAGUGCCUAUCCGUCCUAUAUCCCAAGCUGCCCUGCUAGCUAAAGCCAGCUCUCGAAUAAUAGCUCUAGCUCAGGCCAAGUCUCUUCAUGAAGGUUAUUUACCUCCCCGUGACCCCUACUGGCCAGUCUCGUAUGCUGCUCUGCAUUCCAAAGCUUCUCCCAGAGUCCAAGAACUGGCUAAUCCAAGCACAAGGUCUCCUAUGCAUAUUGUAUACUACGAUCCACAGGUCUUUAAAGUCAAGCCAGCUGCUUUGAAAUCAAAAUGUUCUCAGAGGAUCAAGGAGUUGGCAGAACCUCUUACACGUUAA
Phyllostomus hastatus (greater spear-nosed bat) is the source of this 1539-nucleotide messenger RNA. RefSeq names its product theg spermatid protein like (gene SPMAP2L). Lineage: Eukaryota; Metazoa; Chordata; Mammalia; Chiroptera; Phyllostomidae. The record is from RefSeq and is a predicted model, not a curated record. The coding region runs from base 1 to 1539 and encodes 512 amino acids. The transcript has 9 exons.